This is a messenger RNA of Pocillopora verrucosa, 3259 nucleotides long. The record is from RefSeq and is a predicted model, not a curated record. NCBI's taxonomy places the organism in Eukaryota, Metazoa, Cnidaria, Anthozoa, Scleractinia, Pocilloporidae.
AUCUCACUUUCCCUUUCAGAAUUGGAACUAAGCAGGAUCAAGAAGCUUGUUCUACCCAUGUUGGAUAGCUUUAGACUAGCCAGGAUCAGGGAGGCUUCAGAGUUGUUUGAGGAAUUAGAAAGAAGAGGGAAGUUUUCCUUUUCCUUUGUUAAAGAUCUUCUGGAAAGAAUCCAUCGUUUUGAUCUUGUAGAGAAACUUGCUGAACCUUUUCACAAUGGUGGAGAAUCGUGUAGAAGGGAAUCUUGUUCACCUCAAGAGAACAAACAACUGGUUGACAUGUCUGAAAGUGUUUCUGGUGUCAAUGGUAAACAAUGCGAUGAAAUGGAAGAAAGGAAAGAAAUAUUUGACAACACUGAAGUUGAUGAAGAGGAAGAAGUUUGCAACAAUUCCAAUGUAAACUCACUUAAUGGUGAUAAAGAGGGGGCUGCUCUUACUUUUCAUGCCGAGAGUGUGAAUGGAUCAAGGUUUUUUGGAGAUGUGGAUUUGUCAGAGGAGAGAUACGAUUCAGCCUCAGGUUUGUCUCAGUCAUUUGAUGUGUCAAGUAUUGGAUUGGACUCCCGAGAGAAGUCUUGGUCACCUUCAUUUACAGUUGAACAAUUUGAAAGUGAAAAGCUGAAAGGAGCAUGUGCUGCUAAUGGCAAAAGGGUCAAAGAAGUUACUCAUGACUUCUCUUUUCCUGAUGGUGCAGAGACACAAUCUUAUUCUAAUCAUCACUUUAAUGACACUGUAGAUGGUGCAGCUAAUUUACCAGAUAGAGCCCAAGAUAGUUUAAAGCAAGAAGACUUAACUAGUGUGAAUCAAGAUUCUCUUCCAAAUGGAGACACAAAUCAGAGGCAAAAUGUUUCAGGUGCAAGGUUCACUGCUCAAAAGGACACAGCAACAGAUCUUUCUGACUCUCAUGUGAGCAGUCAGUCAAAGAAAUGGGAGCAUUUAGGGGCCAGGCCAAGAGACAGACCUAAAACAGACAGAUGUCCAGAACCUUCUUUGCUAAACUCAUUGGAAGACUUGGUACCUCCACAAGUUGCUGGACCUGUGGCUCAUGGAGUGGCCAACACAUUCUUAGAAAGACACUCAGAAGACAAACAUCUUCAUGAAAGUUUAUAUUACACUAACGUUGAGAAGAUGUUGACUGAGAAUUCUUCAUUACAAGGAGCUUCUCAUGUAGACAGCAUGGUAAACUUGACUGAGUCAAAUAAAGCUCAACUGUACUUUGGUGAGUGUCAAGUUCCUUUCAGGCCAGAUCCAUAUUCUCAAAUACAUGUGUCAUUGUUCCCUCAGACUAGUGGAGCAUGUAUUGGAGGAAAUAACAGUUCAAACACUGGCUUCAACUUAUUGAAUCCUAAUGUAGCCAACAACUUUGUGCCUUUUACAGGACUGCAAGAUGGGACUUUUCCAUCUUUACAAAGAGAUGAAGUUUUUCAUUCAGGGUUCACUGGUUCAGGAUUGACCUCUGAUUUCAUGCAGCCCACAGGAUCUCAAAUAGGUGCCUUUAACGCAUUGAAUUCCAAUUCAUCAUUAAAUGAGUAUGCUCUUGGUACAAGAGAGCCUCAAAUACCUCCGGAUGGGCAUUUUACAAGUUUGCAAAUUAAUCAACCAAUUCACCUAGGGUUACAUGGUUCAGGCUUCACUUCUGACUUGACAGGGUCCACAAGGCCUGAAAUGACACAUUCUGCAACUGGUACACAGAGAAACAGUGACUUCAGAGGCAGUGCAUCAAUGUUACCUUCAACAAGAAAUUCUGGAUUAUUAGGAAGUUCAUCAGUUAACAAGCAAACCUAUGGUUUCCCUCCAGAUGCUUCCCUAACUUCAUCUUCAGGUGCAAGGGUUAAUGGAUCUGACAGCAAGCUUUUUUCAGAAUCAGAGUCAAGUAGAGUUAGUCAGUUAUUGCCAGUCACAACAGGCAGUGAUGGUUUGAAUACAUCUGAAGAGGUUAACUCUAGUAGCAAUGCAAUGAAUGCAUCUGGUGAUCAUUUGGCUUCUGGACAUUAUAGAGAAGGAAGCAGGGCCUAUAAUUCUUCAAGCUCUCACAUGAUAUCUGGUACUGAUACAGGGGAGAGUCAAUCUGGCGAAACUGAAGAUUCAGUCACAAACAGAAACUAUGGCACAGAGUCAGUGGAGUCUACGGAUAACUCCCUACUUGAAUUGGAACAGCGUGUUGAAGAGGCUUGUGCAAUGGUGGAAAGAGUGCUUAGGGAGAGAGAAGAAAGAGAAGAGUUUGGUCGGGAAAUUGAAAGAAAAGAGCGUGAAAUUCGAGCAGAAAGAGCACGAAAGAAGAGAGAAAGAGAAGCAAGGGAGCUAGAGGAAGCCAGAGGAUGGCCUCAACAGCAGGAACCAGUUACUGGACAGUCUUUGUGGCUUUGUGAGCAUUACCAACGUCAUUGUAGAGUACGUUUCCCUUGCUGUAACAACUUCUAUUCAUGCCACCGUUGCCAUAAUAAUUCCAAAGAAUGUGACAAUGAGGAAGCUAAAGCAAGUCAUGCUACUCACCUUAAAUGCAGCUACUGUCAUCAUGAACAAGAGAUUGGUGAAGACAGUGGCAAGUGUCGUAGUUGUGGAGCAAAGAUGUCAGCAUACUUCUGUGCUAUUUGUAAACACUUCACCAGCAUUGACAAAAAUCCAUACCACUGUGAAAAAUGUGGAAUAUGCCGCAUACAUAAAGACAAAUCGUUCCACUGUGAUGUAUGCAAUGUCUGUCUCGACAAACGGCUUCAAGGAAAGCACAAGUGUAGGCCAGACUCUGGCCAUGAUGAAUGCUGUAUCUGUUUAGAGGAUGCUUUCAGUGGAUGUCAGAUUUUACCCUGCUCACACAAGGUUCAUCGAGAAUGUGCAAUAGCUAUGAUACAGAAUGGAAUCCGCACAUGCCCAGUAUGCAGACACCCAUUAUACAGCCCAGCUCCUGAGUGAAAAUUGCUGCAUUUCAUGUUGGUGACUGUCAGCUGCUCAAGGCAUGUCUUUCAGAAGGAAAAGCAUGUCAAAAAGAGAAGAAAAUGUUUUACAAUUCUGAUAUUAAAGUGUAUAUUAAAUAGGUAUGCAUUAUGAAGCAAACAAAUUUCAGACAGUAUUUGUAUAUUGUUUGAGUUAAAGCCAUGACUUAACCACAUUACUUUAAGAAAAAUGGCUUUCAGUUAGGUUUUGCUGAAAGACAUGUUCUUUGAAUGCUAAAUAUCUCUGACAAGGAAACAAUUUUGUUCCACUUUGAAAAAAAUUGAGAACAUGGUAUUAAAAUGAAAAAAAGGCACAUGAUUAUUAAAGAAUUAUC